UUGCACUUCCCUUCUUUCUUUCUUUCUUUCUUUCUUUCUUUUAUUUUUAUGCUUUUUUCUUUGAUCCUUGAUUCUUUUAUUCCUUUUUCUUUCCAUUGUGUUUCCUUUCUUUCCUUCCUUCUUUCUUUCUUUCCUUCCUUCUGUUUUCCUUAUUUCUUUCCUUCCUUCUUUCUUUCUUUCGUUCGUUCUUUCUUUCUUUCCUUCCCUCUUUCCUUCCUUCCUUCUUUCUAUCCUUCUUUCUUUCCUUCCUUCUUUCUUUCUUUUAUUCUUUUUUCCUCCCUUCUUUUUUCUUUAUUUCUUUCCUUCCUUCUUUCUAUCCUUCUUUCUUUCCUUCCUACUUUCUUUCUUUUUCUUUUUUUCCUUCCUUCUUUUUUCUUUAUUUCUUUCCUUCCUUCUUUCCUUCUUUCUUUCCUUCCUUCCUUCCUUCUUUCUAUCCUUCUUUCUUUCCUUCCUUCUUUCUUUCUUUCCUUCCUUCUUUCUUUCUUUUAUUCUUUUUUCCUUCCUUCUUUUUUCUUUAUUUCUUUCCUUCCUUCUUUCCUUGUUUCUUUCCUUCCAUCUUUCUUUCUUUCUUUCCUACCUUCCUUUUUCUUUUAUUCUUUUUUCCUUCCUUCUUUUUUCUUUAUUUCUUUCCUUCCUUCUUUCUUUCUUUCUUUCCUUCCUUCCUUCUUUCUAUCCUUCUUUAUUUCCUUCCUUCUUUCUUUCUUUUAUUCUUUUUUCAUUCCUUCUUUUUUUAUUUGUUUCUUUCCUUCUUUCCUUAUUUCUUUCCUUCUUUCUUUCUUCCUUUCUUUCCUUCUUUCUUUCUUUCUCUCCUUCUUUUUUCCUUAUUUCUUUCCUUCCUUCUUUCUUUCUUUUAUUCUUUUUUCCUUCCUUCUUUUUUCCUUAUUUCUUUCUUUCCUUCUUUUUUUCGUUCGUUCUUUCUUCUUUCUGCUUCUGUAUCAUUCUUUCUUUCCUGUAUUUUGUUUUUUCGUUUAUUUCUUUUUCCUUCAUCUAUUUACUAUUUCUUUCAGGAUACUGAUUCAUUAUUGA
Acanthosepion pharaonis is the source of this 1026-nucleotide messenger RNA. Lineage: Eukaryota; Metazoa; Mollusca; Cephalopoda; Sepiida; Sepiidae. The record is from the annotation of a GenBank genome assembly.